This is a messenger RNA of Cutaneotrichosporon cavernicola, 1128 nucleotides long. RefSeq lists its product as uncharacterized. Lineage: Eukaryota; Fungi; Basidiomycota; Tremellomycetes; Trichosporonales; Trichosporonaceae. The record is from RefSeq and is a predicted model, not a curated record. The transcript is spliced from 5 exons. Bases 1 to 1128 code for a protein of 375 amino acids.
AUGGAGGGCGCCGACGUCCACCCCACGGCUGUCAGCAUCAAGGAGUCGCUCCUGGGCGACGCAACCAAGGUGGACGCGGAGUCCCUCAAGGCCGAGGACCCGCAGCACCAGCAUAACCAGGGACAUUCGCAUCACGGCGGAGGCUGCUGCAGCGGACACGGAUGUGUGUGCGCUAUGGCCACGCGGAACAUCGUCAAGUGCUUCCUACCUCUCCUCAGCGAGCGCCAGGCCGAACUCAUGGGAUGGAUCAUGAGUGAUGAGACAUGGGGGUGCGUCCCCAACUCGGAUGCUCCGCCCUUUGCGUUUGUGGAGACUGUGUACAGCUUCAAGUACGACCACGUGGUCAAUGAGCAGCCGACCGUCAACUCGUUCAUGAAGGUUCUCAACACCCUCAACCACCAUGUCAAGGCGUUACCCUCGCGCUUUUUCUCGGGGUUGACUUACACCACGGAUCUGUCUCAACACGGCAUUGAUGAAAAGAUCGCCCGCAUUGUCAUCCCGACACACCGGUUUGGCGCAUGGGUCGGCAUCCUGAUCGAGAUGCACGACCAGCGUGCAACGAUCUUUGACCCGUGCGCAACGCUGUCUGACGAUGAUCUUGAGGAGAUCAAGGGCCGCCUCUCGGUCUUCAACGUCAAGGAGCACCACGUCAUGACUCCCAAGCGCCCGAUCCACAUGCGCUACUCUGUCGUCGCCGUGUGCACCGGCCUUGAGGUGCUUGCGCGCGCAGGCUUCGCCAAGGUGGCACCGCCCGUCUUUGGCAAGCUCAGCGAGAUGAUCGGCCUCGGCGGCAACCGUGACGACAUCCUUGAAGAGCUCACGGAGGAGAUCAUGCACGCCGACGACAGCAUGACCAGGGAGGACAAGCUCGCGGCCAUGCUGGCUCAGUUCAACAUCGACCACGAGUCCAACGUCAUCGCGACGCAGUUCGCCGACCGCAUUGCUUGGUCGCUCGCGACGUGCGAGCUCAACGCGCCCAAGUGGGAGUGCGGCUGCGCCAAGCAGGCCGCGGAGGUGCAGGUGUCGUCGGACGUGACGUCGGAGGGGGGUAGCGACAAGGAGAACUUGCCCAUGCCUGAGCCCGACCACAGCGUCGAGGAGCCCGCGUUCAAGAAACACAAGGAGUAG